UUUUUUUUUUUUUUUUUUCCUUUCCCCCACUAUUUUCUGGGAAUAUUCCCUAUUUUUACAUAACAAAAAUCUCGUAGUCAUAAAUAGAAACAGGUAAAAAAGCUGUUUGUGAGCACAAAGAGUGGGAAUACUUCCUUAUAUACGGAUACUCAUAUUGUUACGUUUAAACAUAUCCUUUUUCAUCAAGUACACUGUAUAGUCCACUUUGAUAGAAUAGAAAACUGAAUACCACGCAAAAAGAAAACAGUAGAUUAGACAAUGUCACAGCAAACGCCAAAGUGUGAAGAUGAUGCUUGGAAAACAGUUGGUAGUCCCUCGAGACGAGGUAGUGCUAUCAAUGCAAUGUUAGACAUGACUCAUAUGGAACAUAAUGAGCAACAGAAUAUGGAUCCUUUAAACAGUAGUAGUAAUAACGGAAUGAGACGGGGCUCAUGGAUUACAAUGUCAGCUACAGGCACGGCAACCACCACACCUACGGCAGAUAUGAGUAGUAAUUGGGGUUCUUUUGGUGGUUUCCAAUGGGAUGGGUCAUCAAUUUUGCAACAAUCUCAACAGGAGGAUAUAAGUGUUCCUCCUACUCAACCUAUUUCAGAUACAAAUAAUGCCCCUACUUAUCAAUAUAACGAUAUAUUGUCUGUACCUAUGCUGCCUAACGUUUCCUUAGAACCUAUAUAUCGCCAACAUCGUAGUUUAUCUUUUUCAAUGGGUCAAGAUCCAACUUUCUUUGGGUAUGAUGAUUAUUAUGAUGAGACACAAUCACAACAGAACCAACAGCCUCCGCAGCAACCACAACAACCACCGAUAUCAACAAAUCGAUACUCCACGAAUACCUUCAAGUCUUCUCUAGCCACGACGAUGGAAGAGGAGGAAAAUGAUCCUACUGAUUUUGAAUUUGAUUUAUCCUAUAUUCGUUCCAGAUCCAAGUCGUCCGGUGCAGCAUUUGGAUUGUUAUCUUCCGCUCAACAUAAUCGUUUAGUGAAUUUGAGACGUGGCUCUGAACAGCAAGAUGAUUUAUUGAUAAAUCAACGUCGACGCUCAUCUUCCAGAUUCUUUAAUGGUUUUGGUGAUGACGUACCACAGCAACAACCCAGUGAUUUGUUACAGCGUCGUUUGUCACAACAGUCUCAAUUGUUCCAAGACUACUCUUUUCCUGAUAUGAGAAGGCAAUCACUUACCCUGAACACUCCUGCACCUACCAACAUCCAGCAAUUAGCUGAUCAGCUAGAGAAUACGCAUUUAAGGAAUGAGUUCAACAGUACUGCUAAUCCACCACCCUUGACUCCGCCUGCUCAACCAACCUUCUCGGCGCCUCCGCCAUUAGCUCCCUAUCAACGAUCGUUACCAUAUCAACCGUCUCCAGCACCUUAUCAGCAACAGCAACAAUCUCAAUACAGGCCGGAUCUUUAUAGUCAGCAUUUACAACAGCCCCCCUUCUUUGGUAAUAAAGCAAAUCUGCCCCUUCAUCAACUACCCAUGCUCCAUCCUCAGCAACAGCAGCAGCAACAGCAGAAUCUUUUUCAUAGCAACCCUAUUGCCGGAGACUAUUUUGAUUCAGACACUAAGGGAAUGCAAGACCUUGGUAAAGGGACAUCCAUCCAUAAACUGGGCCCUCGAACGACACUUUACAUGGUCGAGUUCAAAGGUGGACGUACUGAUUUCUUUUACGUUCCAGAUCAGCAACAGCCACAGCAACCACAAUCUUCUACUAUGACGAAUAACCGCCCUCAUAAGCAGCCGUUUCAACCCCAAAUUGGCGAUUUGGUCAUUGUUGAAGGCGAUCGGGGUAAAGAUCUUGGAAAAGUAGCCUAUACUACUUUAAGCAUAGAUCAAGUUAUUCAAUUAGAACAAAAGAAACAAGCUCAAUUACAACAAUUAGAUGUAGAUAAUAAUAAUAACAGCAGCAACAAUAAUAACCAACAACAACAACAGCAACAAAAGCGUGAUAUCCAUAUCAAAAGAAUAUUUAGAAUAGCUACGCCUGAUGAAGUUAAUUUGUUAUUAGUGAAGGGACAAGAUGAACACAAGGCUUUGGUUGUUUGUCAACAAAAGACCAAACAGCGCAAAUUACCUAUGGAAGUCGUUGAUGCAGAGUACCAAUGGGACAGAAGAAAGUUGACGUUUUACUUUGAGGCUGAAAAUCGCAUUGAUUUUAGAGAGUUGGUCAGAGAAUUAUUCAAGAUAUACAAAACACGUAUAUGGAUGUGUGUUGUGACAAGCCCCAUCACUGUAGAUGAUAUACAUGCAUUAAGCAACAACGACACUACUGUUUUAGACGAUAUUAGCAGCAACAGUAACGAUAAUAAUAGAAACAAAGACCAGCAACAAGCAAUAGAAGCCCAAAACUCAAAGAAGAACGGUACGAAAGAUAACACUGCUUCCUCUGUUCAUACAGAAGAAAAUGAUGCACAAUGAAGAAACCAACAUAAAAUACAGCUCCCUUCAUUCCUAUUGCCCUGUUUCCAAUAUCGGUUAAUCGCAAUAUUACUCUUCUUUUUCAAUUCCUUUUUUUUUUUUUGCAUAUCCCUGUUACCAAAUAUCGAACAUCCCGCUUCCAGCUUUUUUACAAUAAAGUUAAGACAUUUUUAAAAA
Mycotypha africana is the source of this 2589-nucleotide messenger RNA. RefSeq names its product PSP1 C-terminal conserved region-domain-containing protein. The record is from RefSeq and is a predicted model, not a curated record. Lineage: Eukaryota; Fungi; Mucoromycota; Mucoromycetes; Mucorales; Mycotyphaceae. The coding region runs from base 259 to 2412 and encodes 717 amino acids. Gene Ontology annotation, cellular component: cytoplasm. The transcript has 3 exons.